GAAGGACAAAUAUGAGCAUGAUUAUGGCAAGCCGAGGCUUCUGCCUUCCGUCUCAAGCCACCAUCCAUGAGCUGUUCUCUGUAGCGAGGGAUGCGGGUAUUGUCCCUGACAUCUCCCUGGACCCCGUCCUCCCUUCUUUUUUCUCCCUGGAUUCCUCAGCCUCCGUGCAGCACCAAUACACCUCAAUACAGCGGAGCAUGACGGAGGAGCAGCGCACGGCCUUCCGCUACAACCUCACCUCCACCCUGGGAGGGAGCGGCGGCGGCGGCGGCGGCGGCGGCGGCAGGGUGACCCAUGGAGGAGUUGGGGUCGUUGCUCUGGCCCUUUCCAUUCUCUUUGACCAAGUGGCUGAACAAGUGCGGUCACGGGGUUCUUCAAUGGGGGGAUCAUCAGUCCAUGGAUCCCAACCUCGGAUGAUCUUUGGUAUCAGAAGCUCUUCCAGAAUUGGCGAGAUCAUUCAGAGCUACCUCGGCCAGAUCCCUGAAAUAGCCAACAAUCAGGACAAGAUGGCCGAGACCACCGAACUCUAUGACAACUUGCUGAAACUGGAGAUGAUCGACCACUUUGAGAGGAUGACCAACAAGAAGAAGAGGAUGGGCUCAGAGUCCAUGAAGCAGUGGCUGGUCGGGGCAGCGGUUCAUCUACACAUUAGGAUCCACCAGGUUCGCCUGAACUCAGUGCCGCGAGGCUCGGCUGAAUCCUUGCGUCUCUCCUACAAGACAGGGUUCUCCCGCCUGAUGCAGGGCUACACGACGUACCUCCGCAGAAACAUCCAGGAGACCGCUCCCACUGCAACACCCGGACCAGCUACCAGGAGGGCAGGUGGUCGACGCCAAGCUAGCGCUAGCAGAUCUAACAUGACCGGCUUUAAAAACACCACCCUCAGCAAAACAACAUAUACCACUGACCCAACCAGACGGCUCGUAGACGUAAGCCCAAUUCGCCCAAAUAACACAAGCGGUCGACUCAGUCAGACUAACACAACUGCUCCAACAGCUCGGACGAUAAGAACUCUCAGAUCCAGCGGAUCCAGUGAGGCCACUGGACCAACUUGGCCAAAAGGAAGUGAUAAAACCACUGUGGGCUUGGUUAGAAAUGAAACCAUCAUUGCCGGUGCACCUUCUGUGUCUAGUGUAGAUAGCAGAAAAAGGAAAACUGCCAGUCAGGGCCUGUUGGUUAUUGAGCCCCUGAGAAAUGUGAGUCACAGCGUGCAGCACCAUCCCUGCCAGUCCCCUGCCAUCGAGCAAGCCCUCGUAACUCGCAUCAUCGACACCCAGGACCUGGAACGCAGCCGGGACUUCUUCCUGCACAGCGAGAAGCUCUUCAGCAGUCUGCUGAGGCAGAGUAAUGACUUCGAAUUGAAGACGCAGCGGCAAUGAAAAGCAUGUGAUUAAAGGCACUUUUUCUGGUCUCGCCUACAUCCUCAUUUCACCAAGGGCCGUGGAUUGUCCACGAAAUAAAAGCUGGACUUUCACCAAGUGACAUCAGAACUGAAAAAGCCCUUCCAAUGAGCGGCGAAACCUUCGACCUUUGUCAACUCUGCAGUGACAGACCAGUAUAUAUAGUAUAUAGUAUGUAUAUAUAUAUAUAUAUAUAUACUAUAUGUGUGUGUGUGUGUGUAUUUGCUCCUACUUCAAUUUGAUGUGGGAUUAAAACUGAUCCCGAUCCGACCUACCAGUCUAAAACUGUGACCAUACCAGCAUAACAUUGUCACCGGCAUGCUCACAGUCACUUUAACAGUCAUUCCCAGUUUAUUCUUGGACGUGAUAAGGAGCCAGUAUGGGCUAACCCUGGUGAUAAAAUGCAGUUUGCAGUUGUUUCUAAUACAGACCUCGUUGUUGCACUUAUAAAAGUAAUUCAUACAUUAGCCUGCAGGGGGAGACAAAAUACUAGAUUAUAUGAUCCAAUAGAUGACAGCAUCCAAGGUUCAGACAAAUGGCGCUCAGAGACCCACCAGUCCUGCCAGGGCUAAUCAACACAAGACUGAGGAGAAACACUGGGGUCUGCAACUGAAAUGAUCAUAUUAAGAUGACUGCCUAUAUAAUAUUAUUGCAUCUAAUUGUAAAGAUUUUUACACGCAGACUUUGUUUACCUAUCUGCUCCUUUAGUUGAUUUUACAGUGCAAAAUUCGGAGCCAAUUGAUUUAGUGCUUUCUUACAUUGAUAAAAAAAUUGCAUAUUACAAUUAAAAAUGACUAAAGCACUUUAUUAUAUUUUUCUCUGAAAAUAAAGCAUU
This is a messenger RNA of Lampris incognitus (smalleye Pacific opah), 2235 nucleotides long. RefSeq lists its product as uncharacterized. The coding region runs from base 12 to 1379 and encodes 455 amino acids. The record is from RefSeq and is a predicted model, not a curated record. NCBI's taxonomy places the organism in Eukaryota, Metazoa, Chordata, Actinopteri, Lampriformes, Lampridae. The transcript is spliced from 3 exons.